AUGGAAUCGAUCCGUGCAGCGCAUGAGGCUCUACAAACCUAUCGGCAAACAGGAUGGUUGCCAGGGUCGAAUUCCUCGUCAGCACCAGCUGCUACAGUUGAUGAAAAUGUUAAACUGCUUGCUGCUCGUCGUUCUCCUCACAAGCUAGUAUCAGAGGGGGCUUCGGAAAACCAGCCGACGGCAUCGACCUCUCCAAAACCGAAAUUGAAAGCCAGUGAUGUCGAGCCGCUGAAGCAGCUACUGAAUAUGCGCCGGCAGCAACCUCCUGCUUAA
Molecule: messenger RNA, 273 nt
Organism: Gongylonema pulchrum
Lineage: Eukaryota; Metazoa; Nematoda; Chromadorea; Rhabditida; Gongylonematidae
Source: the annotation of a GenBank genome assembly